GGAGGAUAGACGGGAUAGGUUCUGAGUUAACUGCCUGGGUGGAUACCUAAAUUAACUUUAUUUAUAAUAUUGUCUUCAUUAGAAUCCAAUUCCUUUCUACUCCUACUUACCUUAUGUUAUAAUCAGUAGAGUGAGAGCUAUUCUUACAAGACUCUCUUUGGUAGCUUGAUAAAAUGGCAUCUAACCUCGACGAUUGGAGAUCCUCACUCACCUCCUCUGAUCGUUACGACAAUAUCCAAGUCAUAAAAGCCGCCCUUGACAAAACAGACAAUUCGACCUCUUUAUCACAGUCGGGUGCUUUUGCAAUUGAAAACGAAGCUUAUAAGAAUUCCACAUCGCGUAUCGAGUAUGAUGAAAUUUGUCGAAAUACAUAUGUCCAAGAAGCAUCGUCAUCAAGCCAGACACCGCCAAUUACUAUAGGACAAGAUGUUCCGGAAUCACCCGGUAUCACUAUAGGAUCCUAUUCUAAUUGUCAUUAUGUUUCUAGCGGGGUUACUGCUGAGGUAUAUCGAUCUGAGACAGUGGCUUUGAAGGUGAUAGUUGAGACCCGCAACAUAGAGCCACAUAAUCCUUUUAGGGAAGCCAAAAUUUUAAAGCUGCUAGAAGGUAGUAAGCCAUGUAUCCCUCUUCUCGAAACUUUCAGAGAUCAGGAGCAGCGAUUUACUCUAGUCUUCCCAUUUAUGCCAAUGAGCCUCGAGAGCCUUAUCCAGCAGGGGCUUUUAUCCAGAGGUCGAAUACAGAAACAUUUCACAGAUCUCUUUAAAGCUCUGGACUACAUCCACCAACAGGGUAUGAUACAUAGAGACGUCAAGCCUUCUGCAGUAUUGCUCGAAUCGGCCGAUGGCCCUGCUUAUCUUUCCGACUUUGGAACAGCUUGGCAUCCGGAGUUCUCAGUAUCCACGGAACCUCCCCACAGCAAAAUUCUAGAUAUCGGUACGGGACCAUAUCGCGCACCCGAGGCCUUAUUCGGUGAUAAGGCAUAUGGCAUUUCGGUAGAUAUGUGGGGCGUUGGGACUAUGCUCGCCGAAUGCUGUCGAGAUUCCCCUAGACCACUUUUCGAAUCUCGAGCUGCUCAUGAGGACGGCAACCAACUUGGCUUGAUACUUAGCAUUUUUAAGACUAUCGGAAGCCCUACACGAGAGUCGUGGCCGGAAGCAACUAACUUUAAGACACCCCCAUUCGAUAUGUAUCAGGUAUUCGAAGGCCGAACAUGGGAUGAUAUCUUACCAGAUGUGAACGAAGACUUUCGUAAGCUCAUUGCUGCUCUGGUGGUUUAUAACACUACUAGUAGAGCUACCGCUUCCCAAGCACUGCAGUUUGAAUGUAUGCGAAGUUGAAUUUAUAGUUUGGCUCAAAUCAUGAUCUCCAGACGUUCUGCCUUAUGAUAGCAACGUUUGGCUAUCUACAUCUCGCAUCAUGAAGGACGAGACGCAGAAACAUCUGGACUCCAGAUUCUUUGGAUGAAUCCAAUUCGCGAAUCUCAUUCUUCCGCCACGCUCGGACCGGGGUGCCGAUGCCCUCUUCAGCUCA
This is a messenger RNA of Annulohypoxylon maeteangense, 1530 nucleotides long. RefSeq names its product kinase-like protein. Gene Ontology annotation, cellular component: nucleus; cytoplasm. The record is from RefSeq and is a predicted model, not a curated record. The transcript has 4 exons. NCBI's taxonomy places the organism in Eukaryota, Fungi, Ascomycota, Sordariomycetes, Xylariales, Hypoxylaceae. The coding region runs from base 174 to 1337 and encodes 387 amino acids. Gene Ontology annotation, molecular function: ATP binding; cyclin-dependent protein serine/threonine kinase activity. Gene Ontology annotation, biological process: protein phosphorylation.